GCUUCUCUAAUAAAUGCAGUCAAAGGGGCAGUCCCUUCUCCUUGCUCACAAAGGUCUUGUUUGGGAACCUCACCCUCACAAUAGCUAUUUCUCAUCAUGCCAAACCAGCAGAAGAAAAUCAUUUUUUGUACAGCCGGGGUGUUGAGUUUCACAUGUGCCCUCGGAGUGGUGACAGCCCUGGGGACACCGCGGUGGAUCAAAGCCACCUUCCUCUGCAAAACAGGAGCUCUGCUUGUCAAUGCUUCAGGGCAGGAGUUGGACAAGUUCAUGGGUGAGAUACAGUACGGACUUUUCCACGGGGAAGGCGUGAGGCAGUGCGGGUUAGGAGCGAGGCCCUUUCGGUUCUCCUUUUUUCCAGAUUUGCUCAAAGCUAUACCAGUGAGCAUCCACGUCAAUGUCAUUCUCUUCUCCACGAUUCUCAUUGUUUUAACCAUGGUGGGGACGGCCUUCUUCAUGUACAACGCUUUUGGCAAACCCUUUGAAACUCUGCAUGGUCCACUAGGGUUGUAUCUUUUGAGCUUCAUUUCUGGCUCCUGUGGCUGUCUGGUCAUGGUGUUGUUUGCUUCGGAAGUGAAAAUUCACCACCUCUCAGAAAAAAUCGCAAAUUAUAAAGAAGGGACGUAUGCCUACAAAACGCAAAGUGAAAAAUACACCACCUCAUUUUGGGUGGUUUUCGUUUGCUUUUUUGUUCACUUUCUGAAUGGGCUCCUGAUACGACUUGCUGGAUUUCACUUUCCUUUUGCAAAAUCUAAAGACACGGAGGCGACUAAUGUAGCUGCAGACCUGAUGUACUGAAAGGCAAGCGCUUCUAGAGUUUUCCAAGUAAGG
Messenger RNA from Tupaia belangeri chinensis (Chinese tree shrew), 828 nucleotides. It is a transcript of the gene CLRN1, whose product is annotated as clarin 1. NCBI's taxonomy places the organism in Eukaryota, Metazoa, Chordata, Mammalia, Scandentia, Tupaiidae. The coding region runs from base 97 to 795 and encodes 232 amino acids. The record is from RefSeq and is a predicted model, not a curated record. Gene Ontology annotation, biological process: equilibrioception; sensory perception of sound. The transcript is spliced from 3 exons.